AGGGGGCUAUCAGGGAGGGGAGCAAGGGUGGGCCUCGCUAAAAGAUGGCAGCUCAGGGGCCCGAAAAAAACACCAGCAAGAAGAAAACCGAAAAGAAAUUUGCGGCCAGGGAAGAGGCUAAACUGCUGGCGAGUUUUAUGGGAGUGAUGAAUGUCAUGCGCAAACAGAAAACCUUGUGUGAUGUCAUUCUUAUGGUGCAAGAGAGAAAAAUCCCUGCUCAUCGUGUAGUUCUUGCAGCUGCCAGUCAUUUUUUCAACCUAAUGUUUACCACCAACAUGCUUGAAUCGAAAUCCUUUGAGGUGGAGCUGAAGGAUGCUGAGCCUGAUAUCAUUGAACAGCUUGUGGAGUUUGCAUACACUGCAAGAAUUUCAGUAAAUAGCAACAAUGUACAGUCCUUGUUAGAUGCUGCCAAUCAAUACCAGAUUGAACCAGUAAAGAGAAUGUGUGUGGAAUUUCUCAAAGAACAAGUUGAUGCUUCUAACUGUUUAGGAAUUAGCGUUUUGGCAGAAUGCCUUGACUGCCCAGAGUUAAAGGCUACUGCUGAUGACUUUAUCCAUCAGCAUUUCACCGAAGUUUAUAAAACAGAUGAAUUUCUGCAGUUGGAUGUAAAACGAGUUACUCAUCUGCUGAAUCAGGACACACUCACUGUCCGUGCAGAGGACCAGGUAUACGAUGCAGCUGUUCGAUGGUUAAAAUACGAUGAGCCAAACCGGCAGCCAUACAUGGUAGACAUUCUUGCCAAAGUCCGGUUUCCUCUUAUUUCCAAGAACUUUCUUAGUAAAACUGUUCAAGCUGAACCUCUGAUACAGGAUAAUCCAGAAUGCCUAAAAAUGGUGAUAAGUGGAAUGCGAUACCAUUUACUCUCUCCAGAAGAUCGAGAAGAGCUGGUAGAAGGAACUAGGCCAAGAAGAAAGAAACAUGAUUAUCGGAUUGCAUUGUUUGGUGGAUCUCAGCCACAGUCCUGUAGAUACUUCAACCCUAAAGAUUAUAACUGGUCUGACAUCCGAUGCCCAUUUGAGAAGCGGAGGGAUGCAGCAUGUGUGUUUUGGGAUAAUGUGGUUUAUAUUUUGGGAGGUUCUCAACUGUUUCCUAUAAAGCGGAUGGACUGCUACAAUGUGGUAAAAGACUCUUGGUACUCCAAACUGGGGCCCCCUACACCCAGAGAUAGUUUAGCUGCCUGUGCUGCCAAAGGCAAAAUCUACACAUCGGGAGGCUCAGAAGUAGGAAAUAAUGCCCUGUAUUUGUUUGAAUGCUAUGAUACCAGAACAGAGAGCUGGCACACCAAGCCUAGCAUGCUGACCCAGCGAUGUAGCCACGGAAUGGUGGAAGCAAAUGGACUCAUCUAUGUAUGUGGUGGCAGUUUGGGAAACAAUGUCUCUGGAAGAGUAUUAAACUGCUGUGAGGUGUAUGAUCCAGCAACAGAAACGUGGACAGAGUUGUGUCCAAUGAUAGAAGCUCGAAAAAACCAUGGAUUGGUGUUUGUAAAGGACAAAAUAUUUGCUAUUGGUGGUCAAAAUGGCUUAGGUGGUUUGGACAGUGUGGAAUAUUAUGAUAUUAAGCUGAAUGAAUGGAAGUUGGUGUCUCCAAUGCCUUGGAAAGGCGUGACGGUAAAAUGUGCAGCCGUUGGCUCUGUAAUUUAUGUCCUUGCUGGUUUUCAAGGCGUUGGUCGUUUAGGACAUAUCUUGGAGUAUAACACAGAAGCUGACAAGUGGAUAGCAAACUCUAAGGUUCGGGCCUUCCCAGUGACCAGUUGCCUGAUCUGCGUGGUUGACACUUGCGGUGCAAAUGAAGAGACUCUGGAAACCUGAUUAAGCUCACGAAUCUUGGAAGCAAAUAAUUGCUCCACUUAUUAAAGACUAAGAUAUACAAAUACUUUUCAUUGGCGUCUGCUCUACGUGAAGGAAAGAGAGACCUGACAAGUACUGUGACAUUGUGGAUCGUUUAACCUUGGUAUCAGAACCAUGAAGGAACUAAGAAUGGAAUAACACGCAAACUCUAUUGUCAGAGAAAAAAACACGGAAAGGUGGUUUAAAGAUGGCUGCCACUUUGUGUGUGUGUGUUUUUUUUUUUGUUUGCACUUAUUGGCGCACCUUGGAUAUUUGAGGACGCAUUAUAUUCUACUGUUAUAUUUUGUGUUUUUGUCCUGUUGCUUGCUUUUCUUGCUGACUGACAUUUUCAUCUAAAAAGACCAAGUCGGUCAUGCGCCAGCGGUUCCAGCUAAAAUGUGUUGUGUGUCCUAGUGGUUCCGUUCAUUUUAACUCUCAAACAGUGACGCUUCCAGAUUUGUAUAUUACAGCCUAGAAAACAAAGUAACCGAUCUAUAGGAACCCCAGUUGUACUUGCAGCCUUGUUAUGGUAGGGUGAUGUAAGAUUUUGUCUAGAAUCAGGAGAUAACCACUUACUUUUCAUUAAAAAAUCUUGUUGUUUUAUUGUAUAGUCCGUUGUUCCAGUCAUUCCCAAAUCAGGUGUUGUAUACUGUUUAUAUACCAUUGAGACCGUGCAGUCUUCAUACUUGAAACUGCCCUCUGUUAGUGAUGGUGGUUGUUGUCUAAAUUCUACCCCUUUUCAUAUAGGAAAUAUAUUUUUUUCAUUCAGUAUAAACAUAAGCAUAUGCAAAAUACUUCUUAUUAGUAAGAGCACAUAUUCCUGAGAAGCUUGGAGAGUUAGUAAAUAUUUUAACUUUAUUACUGUGCUCUCUAACAUUUUCUGGUGCAAGCUGAUGAGCCCCCCUCCAUCUGUUUUCCCUUGUUAGAACCAACAGUCUCCGAGGUUUCCAUUAAGUCACAAGUCAGAUGUACCAGGAGAUAAAAUCUGGGGGUGGGGAACACCUUAUUUAAACAUUUACCAAUUAAGUGUGAGUAUAUAUAUAUAUUAUUAGAUGCAUUGUGCCUUUAUUCGAUGUUGCUUUGCUGAAUUGUGUUAUCUUGUGUUGUACAACAAAGAUGUUUCUAAGCUUGAUUUUUAAUUUUGCAUUAGCGAUACAACCAACAACUUGAAUGACCAACAUGCUUCUCUUGUUGUGAAUCAUUCAGAUUUUUUUUUAGACAAUACAGUACUGCUGGUUAGUUGAACAAAAGCUUUUGUUUGUUUUGGAGUAAUUAAUCUCCGUGUCCUUUGCCAAAGCUGUGUAUAAUUACACCGCAAUGGGCUGAUAAUUAACAGCCCCUUCCCUUUAUAUAUAAAUAUGAUCAGCGCAGACUAUUUUCUUAAAAGGGAUACUGUCAGGUUUGGUUAAAAAUCAUGGGUUGGCUUCGAAGAGACGGUAACUAAUUAGCUGCUCCCCUGUUAGAAUUGAGACCCAUUGCAGAAAUAUUAUUUGACUAUUCACAUAAUAGGCAAGGGGAGCUUUGAAUACUGAAUCCAUCACAAAUGAUUCCAACCCGUGUCUACUAAUUGGCAAAACUACCCAAGAAUAUAAAAAAAAUCAGCAUACAAAACAAAAUUUUUUAGUUGUCCAGUGGUAUAAAGUUGUGUGAUUGGAUUUGGUUCAGCCAGGAACUCGUGAUUUGACCAAAUUCAGGAAAGAAAAGGCUUCAUUUCAACUGAAAAUUGCGGGAUUCCGUGCAUUCCUAAUAAAGAGCUGGUUCACAGUAACAUAUUUUACAUUUCCUUUUAGUUAUCUUGUGUAGGCAUGUUUUAUGUAUUUGAUCAUGUUUAUAUUAAAUGACUGUUCUCCGAAA
Molecule: messenger RNA, 3680 nt
Organism: Xenopus laevis (African clawed frog)
Lineage: Eukaryota; Metazoa; Chordata; Amphibia; Anura; Pipidae
Gene: klhl7.S
Product: kelch like family member 7 S homeolog
Exons: 11
Coding region: 45-1808 (587 amino acids)
Source: RefSeq, a predicted model, not a curated record